AAAAAAAGCAUAUAUACAUUUGCGUGUUUCAACAUAAAAUAAAAUGUAUGUCAUAUUCUUAAUGAAAACAAAAUUAAUAAUCAAUUAACUGUGACAUUUGCGAAUUACCUGUUAAUUUGGUCCUAAACAUAUUGAUUUGGCAAUUGUGAUUAAGUGAUACCAUGAUCAAGAGAGCCGUGCUGGGUGUGCUAUCUUUGGGUAUAUAUCAAAUUUAAUGCAAUUCAUGUACUCUGUCUAUUCAAUUUUACUUGUCACAUUUCUCUUCGCAAAAGUCAAUUUGACCAAUUUUUGGAGCUAAGUUGAAUUAUAUGUUUGAAACCAUACCAAAUAAUAUGCUGUAAGUUGCAUCUUGUACAUAUUGAAAACUAAUUCUAAUGGCAGAUGUAAAUAUUUUUCGAUAAGCGGCUAAAUUUGUAAUUUCCCUUCUCUUUGUGGUCGACAAAUUUAGUCCAUUAAACCAACAUUAACUCAAUUUAAAUAACGCCAUUUGUGGAAACACUUUCACCGAUUUCCAACACAAGAGCCUACAUAAGCCCAAUUCAUUUCCAACACAAGAGCCUACAAAAGCCCAAUUCAAGUGUUACAUAACAUGGCCCAACCCAUAGUCCAAUAACGAGAAAUUAGAGAAACAAAGAUGAGAAGAAAUGUACUAUGUUUUCAUGUUCAAGAAAGGAAUAGGAUUAGAAAGACAGUGGUCGAAAGAAAAACAUCACAUUCCUUCUUCCAAAUGAAGGCUUCACUAAUAUUGUAAAGACAAAUUAUUAGUACAUAACACCAUCUAAGAGCUAAUAAACUGAUUAAACCCAAACCAAAAUUGAUCCAAAUAUGAUUUGCUUCAUUUCAUGUCAUGGAUAUUUCAUACUAUUGUCACUUAUUUUCCUUCAAAAAAUGCCUUUUCUUUCUUUUCACCUUCUUUUUCUUGAUAGCCCUUGUGGUAGUAGCUAUUCCUUCACUCCUUUUCUUAAUCUUGAAGCCCCAAAAACCUAUUUUCUCUCUUCAAACAUUAAAGGUGCAAUCUUACCAGUUGAACGUCUCGAAAUCAGGCUCCGAUCCCUUAUUUUCAUCUGUCGUCUGUCUGACACUGACUGCGCAAAAUCCUAAUAAAGUUGGCAUAAGGUAUAAGCCAACGCGUUUUCAAGUGUUUAAUGAUGGUCUAGUGAUUGGAAUGAUACAAGUUCCUGCCUUUUAUCAACCACCUCGUACCUAUAACUUAACAUUGGAGACUCGACUAAUAUUUUACUGCGUGAAUGUUACACAAAUUUUGUCUAGUAUUUCAUUGAAACACAAUAGUUCAAUAAAAAGUGUAGUUACCAUUGCAAGCCUAUUUGGUGAUGUUGUAGCUCAAGUCAAACUUCUCAAUGUCAACUUGCCCAUGGUCAAGUUAGCCGUGGAGUGCGCCAUAAAUAUUGACCAAAAUGAUAUUAAACUCAGUAACCAAAUGGUGAUCUACAGCUUGAAAGCAGCAAAACAUAAUACGAUACCUCUUCCAAUGAACAUCAGGGGAAGUUUAUCCAACAAGUGUUCGGCAUCUAUUUACAUUUAACGAACUGAUGAAUAGGAAUUAAUUUGUAAUAACUUUAUUUUGUGUAAUUACAGUUUUGUAUAUGCAUAGUGUAUUCUGAUCUGUUACAUACCAAGUAGUUCAUUGUCUAUGCACCUAUUAGUUGGACUUGCAUGACUCAAAAAUGUGAACUAAUAAUUGAUUGCAAGUUUAAGAUAAAAUUGAUCCACUAAUAUAUUCAUUACGUUUACAUGUCUUUUACAGAAUCAUGAUUUAGAUAGAUAGAUCGAGAGAGAGAUUUCUCGAUUUAAUUAGUGACAAAUUAAGGAACUUUACAAAAAGAUAAAAUUUACAAAAGUACAUAUGUACAAUUUGCUACUUGUAGAUGGUUGAGGAAUUUAGGAAAACGUGUGGUUUGUAACAUGGGAGAGAUAUUUGAAUUAUAAGUUUGAAUUCGACAGUCAAAAGGCUACCAAUAACUUCAAUUGAUUUUGUUAAGUUCCCUGUCGAAACCUUUUUGAAAUCAAACCAAAAAGUAGUAUAAAAUGGUAGUAAUUAAAAGUUUAAUUUGUUUACACAUGAACUGCUUUUCGAUCUGCGUCUACAAGAAAGAGUCUGCUGUCGAUAUUAAAUUUUAUAAAUUCUUAAUUAGUCUGCUUUACUUUCCAAAUUAAAGACUUAAUGAGAAACUAGCUGGUGCGUGUUAACAACUUCAAAAGUCCUAAUAAAUAAAGGCAUCAACGAAUAAAGAAGAUUGGAUGAUGAAGCAAGUGGCCUGGUGUUUAAACAAUUAUCAAUGUGAAUGAAUCAUUUCCUAAACAAUGAAGGAUAUAUAGGACCACCCAUCCCUAUGUUGUAAAAAUAUUAGAUGAUUUCUUACUGUCCAACUUUUAUAGUUACCUGACAGGCCGAUAUACAGUACUUGUGUUGAUAGAUGAUAACAGAUAUAUGGUAUACCCAUGAAAUUAGUCAAGACACACUCAAGUUGAUCUGACAGUUUUAGAAACCAAGAAAAGACCAACGAUCCAUAUGCUAUGCAACUUUAUAAUUAACCAUGCAAUUGUUUGAUUAUUGUUUAUGCCCAUAAGGCAUAAGCACCCCCCCCCCCCCCUCCUACAUUUCUCCUUUUUCCUUUUAUGUGGGGGGUGGAUAGGACAUGUAGGGUGGAUGAGGUUAGAACAUUUUUUUUAAGUUGUGUUUACUGAACACCAAAUUGGAAGGUCGGUGGCUAAUUUUAGUCAAACAGUACUGGCAUGCGCACUAUAUGUAAUCAUAGAAACUCAGAAAAAUACAUGCAGUUCUUUGCCCUAUAAAUUAAAUAAAGUGAUCCUAUAUAUAGCUACUUGUUUUAGUAAUUGGUGAUCACUAUCUCAUUCUUGUGUAUACCCGAAAUAAUCAAAGUUUUCUAUAAACUAUAUACCAAUAUGGCAAAUAAUAAUCCUAUGGGUGCCAUAAGCAGCUAUUUGACCAUAUUCAGUGUGGUUAUGGGAUUAAUGGGUGCAACAUGUAGCAGCCUCCAUAUGAUGAGUGAAUGCAAAAAGGCAGAAAAGGGAUCAGUUGCUCUCUACAUCUUUGGUGACUCCUAUUUUGAUGUGGGAAACAACAACUACAUCAAUACAUCAACUCUUGAUCAAGCUAAUUUCUGGCCCUAUGGACUAUCUUACUUCAACUCCUCUACUGGAAGAUUUUCUGACGGUCGUUUGAUUUCCGAUUUCAUUGCUGAAUAUGCAAAGGUUCCAAUACCAGCACCCAUUAUGCAGCCAAAGAAUGAAGAGGAGGACAAUUACGUUAAUGGAGCAAACUUUGCAUCAGCUGGCGCUGGCUCUCUAGUCCAGACAUUCCAGGGUGCAGUGAUUGAUUUGAAGACACAAUUGAAUAACUACAAGAAGGUGAAAUUUUGGCUGAGAAACAAGUUGGGCUAUUCUAAAUCAGACAAGAUAUUGAGAAGUGCUGUUUACUUGAUUAGUAUUGGGACCAAUGACUACUUAAGUACCUUUUUGACCAAUUCUACACUCCUAUCUUCCUAUUCUCAAACACAAUAUGUACAAAUGGUCAUUGGCAACUUGACCACUGUCGUUCGAGAAAUACACAAGAAUGGAGGCAGGAAAUUUGGGUUUCUUAAUUUGGGUGACUUGGGAUGUUUACCAGGCCUAAGAAUGCUUAACCCUCCCAACAAAAAUGGGUGUCUUGAAGAAGCUUCAAAACUUGCAAAAUUACAUAAUGUUGAGCUUAACAAUCUACUCUUAGGAAUUGAAAAAAGGCUCAAAGGGUUCACCUACUCACUUUAUGAUUUCAACCGUAGUUUGAGACACAGGAUGAAUCAUCCCUCUACAUAUGGUUUCAAGGAAGGGAAAAGAGCAUGUUGUGGAACAGGAAGAUAUAGAGGAAUAUACAGCUGUGGAGGAAAGAGGCCAGUGAAGCAAUUUGAGGUUUGUAAAAGCCCCAAAAGGCAUGUCUUUUGGGACUCUUAUCAUCUAACUCAAACUAUUUACCAGCAAAUGGCAGAUGAAAUGUGGAAUGGGUCCCAUAGACUCUCAGGACCUUCUACUCUCAAGGCACUCUUUCAAUGCCUCUAAUAUUAAUGUACAAAAAACACACAAUAUUCGAUUUAUUAAAGUUUCUGCUAUACGUGAGGUUCGAGAAAAGGCUAAAGUACAGGAGUACAGCAUACACAUUCAUUAACUUCUGUUAGAAAAGUAUUGCAAUCACAAUAGUGACUUCUUGAUUUGGUCCAUUAGUCCAAGAAGUGAUUGACAAUUUGAGUUGAUUUUAUGCUUUUAUAGAGAUAAUU
Molecule: messenger RNA, 4292 nt
Organism: Capsicum annuum
Lineage: Eukaryota; Viridiplantae; Streptophyta; Magnoliopsida; Solanales; Solanaceae
Product: GDSL esterase/lipase 5-like
Exons: 7
Coding region: 2926-4077 (383 amino acids)
Molecular function (GO): hydrolase activity, acting on ester bonds
Source: RefSeq, a predicted model, not a curated record